UGGCGCGUGCGCAUUGUAAAACCCAUGUGCUGUAUUCGAAGAAGUGGUCUGUUUUCGACCUCGUGCAUGAACAAGCUAUAAUUUAGUCGGCAAUGGGUUUUUUAAUCAUAUGCGAAUAACUGCGUAUUUUUUCAUUUCAAAACAAUUAACCUUGCCCUUCCUCUGGACUUUAUUUUCAUAUUUAAGCGGUAAUAAAUCAAGAUAUGUGUUGCCUUGUGAAUGUUCUUGUCCGUUGAUGCCUUUCCACUGUGUGUGAUUUUUCAUGUGGCAAAGUGUAUACAGCUCUAAAUUUCCAUAUCGAUCACACUGUUUAAGGUUCUAAAUAUGAUGGUCAGUCUUGCAUCAAAGGACAACUACCUUCAGAAGUUAGGGAGUAAAGUAUGUGCCUCACAGAACCAAGAACCACGGAAAAGACCCUUUGUUCCAUUUCGGCAUGGAGGUGAGGCAGGUGUGCCAAAGAAGAAAAAGAGGAAACAACCAAAACAUACUGGAGGGAAACACUUAAACGUGAAAGACAAGAAACCACCAGUGAAGACUGAUCUGAAGCCAACCAGCCAUCCAAUACAGACAGCAGCCACUGGUGCUGCAGUAAAUGUGGUAAAGGCUAAUGUUCAGAAUGGAGUGGCUCUCAAGCAGCCUCAGGGGCAAAAAGGUGUGAAAUCUAUUGGUAGUUCCUUUUCUGCCGUGGAUAUUCUGCGUAACAGACUGCAUGAAAAGAUAGAAGAAACCCGUGGCCAUGGUAACCUCAAGGGCCUAUCAUCAGAGGAAGUUGAGAAGAAGCGGGAAAAACGGAAGCAGGAAAGGGAACGAAAGAAGAGAAAGAGAAAAGAGUUUCGGAUGAAGAAGCUCGCCAUGAAAGUGGAGGAGGGCGUUGCAACCGAGAAUGUAGCUGAAACUCCAGAUAUUUCUGUUGGAUCACAGAUGGCAGAGAAAGGAAAGUCCACUAUGGUCUUCAACAAGUUGGAGGUGGGAGAAGGGUAUGCAGAGAAGGUUCAACUGAAGAAGGAGAAGAAGAAGAAAGUGAAAGGAAAUUUGACCCCACUGACUGGGAAAAACUACAAGCAGCUUCUCAGCCGCGUGGAGGCACGCAAGGCAAAGUUAGAGGAGCUGAGGGCCAAAGACGAAGGCAAGGCCAAGGAAGUGGAGGAGAAGAUGAAAUGGACCAAUGUUCUGUAUAAGGCCGAGGGCUUGAAGAUUAAGGACAAUGAGGACCUGCUGCGUGCCUCCCUUAAAAGGAAAGAGAAAAUGCGCUCUCAGAGAAAAAAGCGCUGGGAGCAGCGAAGCGUAAAUAUCCUGGAGAAAAUGCAGCACAAACAGGACAAGAGACGCAAGAACAUCCAGAAACAGAAGCAUGGGAAAAUGGAGAAGCGUAAGGAGAAGGCCCGGAAAAAGGGCCGUGUCCUGCCAGAAGAUUUAAAGAAGGCCUAACUCCAUGUGAAUGCACCGUACUCUGAAUCCAAGAUGAGCUGGACAUUCACUUAACCCAGACCUAGGCACCUAUGUAGCCUUCAAAAAAGUGCAUUUUUAAGGUGCAACCAUUUGUGACCUAACUGACCUAUACAAGGAGUAGAAUCUCAUGCUUCUUCUGUAACAUAGUGUUAUUAACAAUCUAGACAUUUUCAUGGAAAAUGUAAGGUCUGAUGGCUCCGGAUUCUAUUUCCAGUGUGCAUGGAGUGUCUGAUAAUUUUACUGAUUCUGUAGGCUAAUGACAUUUGUUGUGUACAAAUUUUGACUUUAAGUAUACAAACUACCAAAUAACUUGUUCAUAAAAGUGAUGUGGAAGAUGUGUUUUGUAUAUGAAGGUGGAAGGAUACAUUUAUUUCUUCAUAAAAAUAUAAUGAUUUGUUUAUGUC
This is a messenger RNA of Anguilla anguilla (European eel), 1853 nucleotides long. RefSeq names its product surfeit 6 (gene surf6). NCBI's taxonomy places the organism in Eukaryota, Metazoa, Chordata, Actinopteri, Anguilliformes, Anguillidae. Gene Ontology annotation, molecular function: RNA binding; DNA binding. The coding region runs from base 325 to 1428 and encodes 367 amino acids. Gene Ontology annotation, cellular component: nucleolus. Gene Ontology annotation, biological process: ribosomal large subunit biogenesis; ribosomal small subunit biogenesis. The transcript is spliced from 5 exons. The record is from RefSeq and is a predicted model, not a curated record.